GUAGCAGAUCCUGCCGCAGGAUUCAGCAGCCAGCAGCCAGGAGCAGGCACGAACAACUUUACAUUUGCAUAACUUCGGUGCAGCGCCAGCGUUCAGAUUCCGAUUCACAGAUGUCAAUGGGCGUGGCAGUGGGACGGCGAGUCGAACCAGCUGAAAAUCAAAGCCCAAUUGGCACAAACACGCGGUAAAUAGAAUUCGCAAUCGGAAUCGGAAUUGAAAUAGGAAUUCGCAUUCAAAUUCGAAUGCAAAUAGAAAAUAGAAAUUGCCGCGAGAGCCCCACAGAAAAAAAAAACCCACACACACAGAAAAAAACAGCAACUAAAAUACCCAUAAAAUAAUAGGAAAACAAAGAGUGCCAGCAGAAGCAGCUGCUGCAGCAAAUAAAAGAACCGCAACAGCAACAGCAGUUGCAACUGCAACAGCAGCAACAACGGCCAUAACAACUCCACCAACAACGACAUCAACAACAAUAUGGAGAAGCUGCUGCAAUCGACGCUGUUUGUCAUCCUGAUAAUGGCCACAAAAUGCGGCAGUGGCUCGACCCAGAACCAGCAUCACGAGAGCAAUUCCCAGCUGGAUCCCGAUCCGGAGUUCAUUGGGUUCAUCAACAACGUCACAUAUCCGGCUGGACGCGAGGCCAUCCUGGCCUGUUCGGUGCGCAAUCUGGGCAAGAAUAAGGUGGGUUGGCUGAGGGCCUCCGAUCAGACCGUUUUGGCUCUACAAGGUCGCGUGGUCACCCACAAUGCGAGAAUCAGCGUCAUGCAUCAGGAUAUGCACACAUGGAAACUGAAAAUCAGCAAACUGCGGGAAAGUGACCGCGGCUGCUAUAUGUGCCAAAUAAACACGAGUCCCAUGAAGAAGCAAGUGGGCUGCAUCGAUGUGCAGGUACCACCGGAUAUCAUCAACGAAGAGUCCUCCGCCGAUCUGGCCGUUCAGGAGGGCGAGGAUGCAACGCUUACCUGCAAGGCCACGGGGAAUCCCCAACCCAGAGUCAUUUGGCGCAGGGAAGACGGCGAAAUGAUUCUUAUUCGCAAGCCAGGCAGUAGGGAGCUCAUGAAAGUGGAAUCCUAUAAUGGAUCCUCGCUCAGGCUGCUCCGCCUGGAGAGGCGUCAGAUGGGCGCCUACUUGUGUAUAGCAUCCAACGAUGUUCCACCUGCUGUCAGCAAACGAGUCUCGCUGAGUGUGCAAUUUGCUCCCAUGGUGAGGGCCCCCAGCCAGCUGCUGGGCACGCCCCUGGGUUCGGAUGUGCAGCUGGAAUGCCAGGUGGAGGCAUCGCCGUCACCCGUCUCCUACUGGCUGAAGGGGGCGCGGACGUCCAACGGAUUCGCCAGCGUCUCCACGGCCAGCCUGGAGUCCGGCUCGCCGGGACCCGAAAUGCUGCUCGACGGGCCCAAGUACGGGAUAACGGAGCGGCGCGAUGGCUAUCGGGGCGUCAUGCUGCUGGUGGUGCGUUCCUUCUCUCCCUCCGAUGUGGGCACCUAUCACUGCGUCAGCACAAACUCGCUGGGCCGUGCCGAGGGCACAUUGCGGUUAUACGAAAUCAAGCUUCAUCCGGGCGCCUCCGCCAGCAACGACGAUCAUCUGAAUUACAUCGGAGGUCUUGAGGAGGCUGCUCGGAGUGCGGCCAGGAGCAACCAGACGACGUGGCAGCCCCUGCUCGCCAUGCUGUUGCUGCUGUGGAUGAGGCUGAAUCUGGGAGCCGGGGGAGCGUGAUAUCAAAACUGAGAGAAGAAGAGCCGGCAAUCAAGUAUUCCUACAGAUUCCCUCGGACACCGACAUCGACAUCGACAUCUCUUUCUCUCUUGCCUGCGUUCUUGUUGUACGUUUCCGUUUCCGGUUCCGUGGCCCCCAUCUCCAAUGUAUUGGACCCCAGUCGCCCACGCACGCAUACAUAUUGCCGGAGGCGCCUCCCGCUGCCUCAGAUAUCAUUUGCAUACGUAUCAGGAAACGCGUUGUUCCCACCCGCUCGAUAACCCUCAAAU
Molecule: messenger RNA, 1982 nt
Organism: Drosophila santomea
Lineage: Eukaryota; Metazoa; Arthropoda; Insecta; Diptera; Drosophilidae
Gene: DIP-gamma
Product: lachesin
Exons: 11
Coding region: 472-1713 (413 amino acids)
Cellular component (GO): neuron projection
Source: RefSeq, a predicted model, not a curated record